This is a messenger RNA of Mesitornis unicolor (brown roatelo), 1201 nucleotides long. Its product is annotated as scavenger receptor cysteine-rich domain-containing group B protein-like. Lineage: Eukaryota; Metazoa; Chordata; Aves; Mesitornithiformes; Mesitornithidae. The record is from RefSeq and is a predicted model, not a curated record. The transcript is spliced from 8 exons. The annotation marks the transcript as partial. Gene Ontology annotation, cellular component: membrane.
GAACGCGCUGGCUCCAGCACAAAAGCGCCCAGCGAUGACAACGAUGACAACGAUGACAACGAUGACAACGUCCCCGAGAGCAGGACACGGCACGGGGUUUGGCCGGGGCAGGGCGGCUGCGGGGCCCACACCGGGGACAAAAGGCGACUUUAUUCGGGACGAUCUCCUUGGGACCGGGGCGCAGCAAUGGGACACAGUUCCCGUCCAUCCGGCUGGCACGGCGAGGGGACACCAGACAUCGGGGCACUGCCGUCCCUCCUGAUGCCAGCCACCUUCCUCCUCCUCCUCCUCAGCCCUGCUGGCACCACCUCUGAGCCUGCGCUGCUGCCCUUCCCAGAGAUCCGGCUGGCCAACGGGCCCAGCCGGUGCCAGGGGCGCGUGGAGAUCCACUACAACGGCUCCUGGGGGACGGUGUGCGAUGACGACUGGGACAUCAUGGACGCCAACGUGGUGUGUCGCCAGCUGGGCUGCGGCCACGCCAUCACCCUGCCGGCCGCCAUGACCUUCGGCCAAGGCAGCGGGCCCAUCCUCCUGGACAAUGUGGACUGCAAGGGCUGGGAGGCCGCCCUGAGCGAGUGCUGGAGCCACGGCUGGGGCAUCCACAACUGCUACCACUACGAGGACGUGGCUGUCGUAUGCAACGAGCUCUCGCCCACACCAGCCAGCGAAGGGCCGACCACCAGGACCCUCGCCACCUCGGUACAGGAUGGGGAAGGUGACGGCAGCAUCCGCCUGGUGAGUGGGGCCGAUGCCUGCCAGGGGCGGGUGGAAAUCUUCUACCGGGGGAGCUGGGGCACGGUCUGCGACGACGACUGGGGCCUGCGCGAUGCCAGCGUGGCGUGCCGGCAGGCGGGCUGUGGCCAGGCCCUGGACUACAAGAGCAAUGCCUAUUUCGGCUACGGCACGGGGCGCAUCCUCCUGGACAACGUCAACUGCGAGGGCAGUGAGCCCUUCCUCUCCGCCUGCUACAGCCUGGGCUGGGGCAUCCAUAACUGCGGCCACCACGAGGACGCCGGGGUCAUCUGCGCAGGUACCGGGCCACAGGGGCUGGACACGUCCACCAUCACCUCCUUCACCACCUCGGUGACACUGGACUACGAGGAGACGCUCACCGCCACAGCCACAGUGACAGACGGUGGGGACCAGCCCUCCCAGGCCACCGAGGUGGCCACCACCGCCCUCCUCACCAUCGAGCAGGAAA